UGGACGAGAAGGCUGGAAUCGGGAUAAUUUGCAGAUUAUGGGAAUUAUACUGCACUGUGCUGCUCUUGGUUUCCUAGAGCCCUGUUGGUCCAACUCCGGACAAUUUGAUGAUAGCGGUUUUGGUGGGAGCCUGCUGCGUGUGGCAUGGGCACUGGGGAUUAUAUCUGUGUAACGGUGCGCGGAGGCGCGCCCUGGGGCUUCAGUCUCUGCCAAGGAGAGGGGGAUGCCUACCGACCUUUGCAGGUUUAUCAGGUGGAAGAGGGGGGUCGUGCGUCCCUGGCCGGGGUUUGUGAGGGGGAUGAGGUGGUGUCGCUGAAUGGAGAACCCUGCGGUGACCUUUCCCUCCCAGAAGCUAUUGCUCUCAUUGACGCCUGCGUCAACUGCCUGCAAUUACUGGUCAAAAGAUGCUGUGCACUAACCCCCGAGGCAUUUGAUUCAGAGGAGACCUACUUUGGCACAAGGGAGUCCUCUGGUGAGGCUUUGGAAAGCACCAACCUCCGCAUCCUGUCCCUUUGCACGUCCCAACCACCCAGAGAGCUCUACAUCGCUGAGUCCCAGGAUGAGACCUACUAUGGGGAGACGGAGAGUGACACGGAGGCCGCCAGAGGGACCCAUCUGGUCCGUACCCAGCUCUGCGGCCCAGAGUCCCAGUUACUCGGAGGGGGAGGGUACGGAGGUCUAGUAGGACCCCGGGGAGCGGGUUUCUCCCCAGGGGCAAUGGUGGAGCUCCAGUUGUCCCUCUCUGAACACACCCUGGAGGAUCCUGUCUGCACCUCCCUGGGGAGUGCUCUUGGAAUAGAGGGGGAGAUCCAGGCGAGAGAGGCCCUCCAGAACAAGGCCCUCCUCCAUACCACCACCCACUCGCUCUAUGUCUGUGGCCCAGCUAGGGAGCCCCUAAGUCAGCAUGGAGUGGUGGAGAUCACCCUGCAGCAUCCCGCAGCCGGAAGGGGUUCUCCAUGUCUGGUAGAGGGGGAGGGUGCCUGUGGGGCCAGUGGAAAUGUUGGUGGAGCCCCCAGGGAGGAAGGAGCAGGGCAAAGCCAGGGAGCUCCUGCCUCCUUCACUGUCUCCUUCGGAAUUCCCAAAGAGGGUGCCGAGCCGGCAGAGGAGCCAGACUCGGAUUCGGAGAAGGACCUUGGGAAACCCAACAAGCACCGGGCCAGGCACGCCAGGCUCAGGCGCAGUGAGAGCCUGUCAGACAAGCAGGUGAAGGAGGCCAAGUCUAAAUGUAAGCGCAUUGCUAUUCUUCUGAACGCUGACGCUCCCAACCCCAACAACAAGGGGGUGUUGAUGUUCAAGAGGCAUCGACAGAGGGCCAAGAAGUACACACUCGUCAGCUACGGCACUGGUGAGAGCGAACCAGAGUACGAGGAAGACGACAGCGAGGAAGACUACGAGGAAAAAGACCCCCGAGCGAUCAAAUUUACCCUCUUAGCCACCACCAGCGAUUCAGAGCUUGACGAGGACUUCUUUACUAAUGCCCAUGGUGGAGGCAGAGUGAUAACCUGCGACUGGGACACGGGACUACUCAAUAUCGAGCGCAAGCUCAAUUCCGGAGAGGAGAUGGACCAACUGCCCAACACCACGGGCAAGGGGGCCACAAUGUUUUCCCAGCGCCGCCAGCGCAUGGACGAGAUCGCUGCCGAACAUGAGGAGAUGAGGCGCCAGGGGAUUCCUGUGGAGGGAGUGCAGGAGGUGGAGAAGCAUGCAGCCUACCAGCAGAUGGAGGAGCGCUCGUACAUGCAGGCCACCACAGAGAGCCAGGCCUACAUGGACGUGAACGUGCACCAGAAGCAGCAGCAACAGUAUCAGCAGUUCCAAGAACAGCAGUAUUACGAGCAGCAACAGCAGCAGCAGCAGCAAUACCAGCAGCAGCAAUACCAGCAGCAACAACAGUACGAGCAGCAGCAAUACAACCAGCAGCAGCAAUACCAGCAGCAACAACAGUACGAGCAGCAGCAGUACCACCAGCAGCAGCAAAUUCAACAGUACUCAUCUAACAUGAAUGGCGUCGCCAACCACCAAAGCAAUGAAAUGCAGAGUUCCAUGAGCAAUCAAACUCCCCAACCCUUCUCGGUACAAAACCAGGUGCCCGUCCCAUUUCUUACCCCAAUGAGUGGGAACAACCAAGAAGCGAUGAGUCAGGGGGAGCAGAUUGCCUCGCGCGAUGAGCGCAUUUCAACGCCGGCUAUUAAGUCUGGGAUCUUGCAGGACACAAGGAACAGAUUCAAGGGCAAGCCAAUGUUCAAUUUCAAACAGGCUCCCAAAGUUCCACCCAACCCGGAGCUUAUGAAUCUCCUCAACAGGAGUGACAAGAAGUUGGAUUUCGAGUCAGCUACGGAAGAGGACUACCUUAGCUUGGGGGCUGAGGCUUGCAACUUCCUCCAGUCACCAAGGGUCAAACAUAAGACGCCUCCACCAGUCGCUCCCAAGCCCAUCAUUAAUCCCAACUCUCCGCCUUGGUCCCCUCAGCCUGAGCUGGCCAACCAGGAGUUGCCACUGCAUGCUGAAAAUAGUGUCCCCGCACCUGCUACAGCCUCCGACCCGGAGUCCGCCCCUGCUCCAGAACUGGAUCCAACCCCUGUACCGGCCCCAGAACCCUCCCCCCCUCUUGCACCCCAGGAAGUUCCUGCCAACACCCCCUCUCCAGAAAAACACACAUGGAGUCCCCCAGGGUCCCAGGCAGAGCAGCAGCCCCAGCAAGUGCCAGCCUGAAGAAAUGGACCUUCUCCACCUCAGCCUCAUUCACAACCCGAGCCUCAAGUGAGUUCUAAGGCUCCACCACAAACACAGGCACAACAGCAGCCACAACUGCAGCCACCCGUGAGUACUUGGACACCUGCUGAAAUGAAGCCCCAAGCUCCAGCUCCAAGUCAGUCCCCACCACAGCUCCCUUGGGUGACUCCCCAACCUCCUCCUCCUCAGCCUCAAGCUCAGCCUCAGCCACCAAUUAAUUAUUGGGCUGCCCAGCCCCAAUGGGCUCAACCUCAAGAGCAAGCACAGGUCCAACCACCAUGGGUUCAGCCUCAAGAACAAGUACAGCAACAGCCCCAGUCACAUUGGGCUCAGCCUCAAGAACAAGUUCAGCAACAGCCCCAGUCACCAUGGACUCAGCCUCAAGAACAAGCACAGGCCCAGCCACCAUGGGUUCAACCUCAAGAACAAGUCCAGCAACAGCCCCAGCCACCUUGGGCUCAGCCUCAAGAACAAGCACAGGCCCAGCCAUCAUGGGUUCAACCUCAAGUUCAGCAACAGCCCCAGCCACCAUGGGCUCAGCCUCAAGAACAAGUUCAGCAACAGCCCCAGCCACCUUGGGUUCAGCCUCAAGAACAUGUACAGCAACAGCCCCAGCCACCAUGGGGUCAACAACCUCAGCCUCCACAACAGGCUUGGCCCCAGGCCCAGCCUCAGCCACCUUGGGUGUCAUCACCUCAGCCUCCAAUGAAUGCAUGGACACCACCACAGAGCCAGGCCCAGCCACCACAGCCACCUUGGGCCCAAUCAGCCCAACCCCAACCUACAGCUCAGCCCCAACCCCAUAUGAAUACAUGGUCCCAAGCACCUGCUCAGGCUCAAGCACCUGCUCAGGCUCAAGCACCUGCUCAGGCUCAGGCUCAAGCACAGCUACCCAUUAAUGCCUGGACCCCAGAUCAGAAUCAGGUCCAGCCACAGUCACAUUGGGCCCAAACAACUCCAACCCAAUCACCAUCCCAGCAAUGCUGGCAACAGCCACCUCCACAGCAGACACCCCCACAGCCACCUAUGAAUGCAUGGGCCCCGGCUCAGGCACAGCCUCAGACACACACAAGUACCUGGGCCCCACAACCACAGCAAGCCCCAGUAAAUACCCAGAUCCCGAUGGACAGAGUGGCUCAACCUUCUCCGAAACCUGGGAAUGCGCCACAAAAUGCUCCCCGUUCUAUUCCUCCACCUCGCCCACAGCGAAUGAAUUCUUACACGCUUGGAGAAAGGUCAUCGUCACCCCUCAUCAAUCCAAUGGCCAGCGUGUUGGUACCAGUGCGAGGCAUGGGCUCAGCUUUGUCGAUGCCGGCUGUUACAGGGAAAGGAGCUGAUUUGUUCGCCAAGAGGCAGUCUCGUAUGGAGAAGUAUGUAGUGGAUUCGGACACUGUGCUGGCAGCCACUGCACAGGCAGCCCAGCAAGCCCAGGCAGCCACUGCGCAGGAAAACAAGGAGUUUGGCCGGAGCUACAAUCUGUCCCCACCCGCCGCCAAAGCACCAUCGCUGGGCCUCCGGUCAUCGGCUGGAUCCCCCUUUCCCUCAUACAAACCCCUGGUACAGGCCUCGUCUGCUCAGGCCCCCCCAAUGAGGCAGACGUCAUGGCUGGACAGGAGUCACAAGCCUCCUUCCCCCUGGGAGGCCGCAGCUCACCACCCCAUGGGCCUGGUUGACGAGGCCUUCGCCUUCCAGAACCUCCAGCAGGCCAUCGCCUUCAACGUUCGCUCGGCUGCCCAGCGCAAGCUCCUCCCUGAGCCCCCUGCCGAGUGGAAGGCUAGGGUGUCUGACGACCCUCCCAGGAAGACUGAGGUAUGGAACCCGAACCAAAGAUGGAACAAGAGACAGAGCUGGGGUCAGAGCCAGGGUCAGAGCCAGGGUCAGAACCAGGAUCAGAGUCGGAGUUACAGCAGAGUUAUGCCUCCGUUCCUGUCCCCGACCAAGAGCAUAGCCUCGGCCCCCACUGGUCCGACUGGCUACAGGUCCCUGCCCAGACAGUGGCAGCCACAGAGGUCCCUGACGGAGACCAACAUCGGGCCCUCUGGGGCUAUUCAUGGGUACGGAAGGCCCCUUGGGGGCCAGCAGCAGCCGAGCUACAGAUCUGUGUACCACACUAACUGGAGCUGGAGACGCUAGAGGCAGACAAACAUGAUGGUUACUUCAUAACAACACCAAAAAGUAACUCCAGGAUAUUCAGAUGAAGCUGGUAAUUGUGGCCAUAUAUAUCACCAUUAAAUAAAACUUGGGACAAUGGGAUAACACAUUGAUUGAGGAGAGUGAGGGGCUAGCUAUUAUGUUUGUGAUGUGUAUAGGAGAGAGUUUAAGAGGGAGGUCUGUUUUUAGAUCUGCUUAUUCGGUUUCACUGAGAAUACUGCUAGGAGUAUACAGAUGAUGACAUUCCCGCACCAGAAUUUAGUUGAGAGAGACAGACUGUUGCAUUGCAUUCAAGUACGCAUAAAUGCCAGACAGAUUAAGCCAGUAAAUGUUUUGGUAUUGGGGACACUGUCAAUGAUGGUUCUAUUUUAGCAAAUGGGCCACUAUUGAGUUUAACUUUAUCAAGUUUUCAUUGGACAAAAAUCAAUGAGUGAUUGACGGUGCAAUUCCACCCUUCUUUUUGCUUCAGAGGCUUUCAUUUCGUCCAACACUGUGAGGCGAUAGUGGCAUUCAAAGUAAGUGAAAUCAAUAGUAUUUCUUUAGAGGACGUAAUGGGCAUAAAGUAUGUUGUAAGGCAGAAUGUGUAAUUGGUAUGUAUAAAAAUGAAAGGAUAGGAGUAAUGAAUGGACAGGUACACUGAACGAAAUAUAAACGCAACAUGUGAAGUGUUGGUUCCAUGUUUAAUGAGCUGAAAUAAAAUAACCCAGAAAUGUUCCAUAUGCACAAAAAGCUUAUUUUUCUCAAUUUUUUUGUGAGCAUUUCUCCUUUGCCAAGAUAAUCCAUCCACCUGACAGGUGUGGUAUAUCAAGAAGCUGAUUAAACAACAUGAUUAUUACACAGGUGCAUCUUGUGCUGGGGACAAUAAAAGGCCACUCGAAAAUGUGCAGUUUUGUCACACAACACAAUGCCACAGAUGGCUCAAGGUUUGAUGUAGCAUGCAAUUGGCAUGCUGACUGCAGGAAUGUCCAUCAGAGUUUUUGCCAGAUAAUAUGAUGUUAAUCUCUCUACCAUAAGCCACCUCCAAGAUUGUUUUAGAGAAUUUGUCAGUACUUCCAACCGGCUUCACAACCGCAGACUACGUGUAUGGCGUUGUGGAGGCGAGUGGUUUGCCGAUGUCAACGUUAUGAACAGAGUGACGUAUGGUGGAGGUGGGGUUAUGUUAUGGGCAGGCAUGGGCAGACAACGAACACAAUUGCAUUUUAUCGAUGGCAAUGUAAAUGCACAGAGAUACCGUGACGAGAUUCUGAGGCUCAUUGCUGUGCCAUUCAUCCGCCGCCAUCACCUUAUGUUUCAGCAUGAUAAUGCAUGGCCUCUUGUCACAAGGAUCGGUACAUGAUUCCUGGAAGCUCAAAAUUUGAGUUCUUCCAUGGCCUGCAUACUCACCAGACAUGUCACCCAUUGAGCAUGUUUGGGAUGCUCUGGAUUGAUGUGUUCCAGUUCCUGCCGAUAUCCAACAAUUUAGCACAGCCAUUGAAGUGGAGUGGUACAAUAUUCCACAGGCCACAAUCAACAGCCUGAUCAACUUGAUGCGAAGGAGAUGUGUCGCACUGCAUGAGGCAAAUGGUGGUCACACCAGAUACUGACUGGUUUUCUGAUCCACGCCCCUACCUUUUUUUAAGGUACUGUGUCAGUGGCCAACAGAUGAAUAUUUCUAUUCCCAGUCAUGUGAAAUCAAUAGAUGAGGGCCUAAUGAAUUUAUUUAAAUUGACUGAUUCCUUAUAUGAACUGUUACUCAGUAAAAUCUUUGAAAUUGUUGCAUGUUGCGUUUGUAUUUUUGAAAAGUAUAUAUUUGUGUCAAAGACCUUGAAUGCUGUGGGAAGUAUACCUGCUAUGUUUGCUGUGCAUCAUACAGAUCACCCACUCUCACCAAUGAACACAACACAAGGCAAGUGGGAAAUUGCGGUGCAGUACAAUAAUGUGCGUCGACAAGCUAAAACCUAGUACGAUAGCGUUAGUUGAUAGGACACUAAAGCUGUGAGAAACACACAGCAAAACACAGGUGCUACGAUAGUGGUUGGUGGCGUUAGACACAAAAGGGUCAGGUUUGAUGGUUUUAUGAUGUUGAAGUUCAACUGUGGAUGUAUUUACAAUGCAUCCGGAUUUUUGUGGUGUUUGUGUACUCGCAUGUCUUGUCAAACGAAAUGUGUCAAUAUGAUGCUGGGAAAUGCUUAGGGAGUCAAUUAAAGCCAAGAAAACCAUUUUACAUCCAGAGCAAGGAGCUAUGGACACAGGGCUGAAUACUGAUCUGGGAUAUAAAUCACAUCUCAAACAUCCACAUAAAUCAUAAAUAUUUAGGUAAGUCCUUUAGAAGACUUUACAUAAAUAUAUCAAGGCCAGGAUUUCAACACUUACUGCAUAGUGAGAAGAAAUACUGUUGAUGCAUUAUGGGUCUAAACCAGGCUUAAAACUUGGGAAAUGGAUAAAUCUAUAACUCAGCAAGUCGGGAAGACAGGUUAUUAAGUACGCUCUCCACUUAGAGAGAUCAAUUCAUUAUUUUCUCUGGCUGCCUUUUAUGUACUACAUGAACAUGUGGCAGACAACAAGGGUUGUGUCACAAAUGGCACCCUAUUCCCUAUAUAGUGCACUACAUUUGACCAGGGUAGAUCGGGGGCUCUGGUCAAAAGUAGUGAACUAUAUAGGGAAUGAAGGGGAGAGCAUCAAGCUCUCUAAUUUAUCUAACAGGACAUUCUUUCUCCUGCAAGAUAUUUAUCCAAGUGAUUACACUGUGGGCACCUGGAAAAAUAAUCUCCAGGUAUGUAACAGUGUUAACACCAGGCACAUUAGAGAGAAUAGAGUGAGGGAUGGAAAUGAUGUUCUUGGACUUUGAUAUUUGCUGUUGUCCGUGGCUGGUGAGAAAUAGGCUUCGAGCAAAUAGAUCAUGUAGAAUAAAGUAGAAAAUGAAUGAUUGUAUGUUAAUUAUUUGGUCAUGGAUGUGUAUGAAGUUGAAAUUGUGAGAUACAUCACAUGCGUUUGUCUGUGUUACUUAUUUCUUUCAUUACUUUUCAUAGCAGGCCUACCAACUGUAUGUGUGAAUGCGAUGGAUCAAAUUCUGAAUGUUCAUGUAUCAUCUCUUAUUAUUGCAAGAUUUGAAAUUCUUGUCUCACAGAGUGAACACUAAUAUCUCUCUAUCAUGUGAUUUUAGAUGCCCACUGUAUUUGUGGCAUCAGCAAUGAUAUGUUUGAGUGAUAAUGAUGUAUUCAUGGUUUUUCUUUUUUGAUUAUUUUACACAAACACUUUCUGUCCAAACAACUAGCUAAUGUCUGUUUGAACUGUAUAAUUCCGAAGUUCAAAGUGUUCUUUUCGUUGAUUUUGAUUUCUUCAUUGGAUUUCAGUAGGCUACUAUUCUGAGCUGUAUGAGGCAUUUUGGAAAAUAAAAAUGCAUUGGCCUACUGA
Oncorhynchus nerka (sockeye salmon) is the source of this 8277-nucleotide messenger RNA. Its product is annotated as synaptopodin-2-like. Gene Ontology annotation, cellular component: Z disc; nucleus; actin cytoskeleton. NCBI's taxonomy places the organism in Eukaryota, Metazoa, Chordata, Actinopteri, Salmoniformes, Salmonidae. Gene Ontology annotation, molecular function: actin binding. The record is from RefSeq and is a predicted model, not a curated record. Gene Ontology annotation, biological process: positive regulation of actin filament bundle assembly.